Messenger RNA from Cheilinus undulatus (humphead wrasse), 1188 nucleotides. It is a transcript of the gene foxi3a, whose product is annotated as forkhead box I3a. The transcript has 2 exons. Lineage: Eukaryota; Metazoa; Chordata; Actinopteri; Labriformes; Labridae. Gene Ontology annotation, biological process: regulation of transcription by RNA polymerase II; cell differentiation; anatomical structure morphogenesis. Bases 1 to 1062 code for a protein of 353 amino acids. Gene Ontology annotation, molecular function: DNA-binding transcription factor activity, RNA polymerase II-specific; RNA polymerase II cis-regulatory region sequence-specific DNA binding. The record is from RefSeq and is a predicted model, not a curated record.
AUGGCAUCCUUAGACUCAGACCAGGUUCUCGGUGCUCGUUCUCUCCCCCAGCCAGACCUCUCGUCUCUGGCUGUCCAUCCGUCUGACUUCAGCCUCUACAGUCCUCCAGCUCCUCCUGAGCCCAGCCUCUCCACGGCGCCGUGGCCUCAAAGUGACCACGGCGAGCCCUACCUGUUCUUCAACGUCCCCGCUGCAGGUCCGGCCCCCCCAGGACUCCCGCCUGUCCUCGGAGGCUUCUUCCCUCCCGUUCUUCCCUGCAGCCCGUGGUUCCCUCUGUCCACUCCUGAUGACGUUCUCCGACUGGUCCGCCCACCAUACUCUUACUCCGCCCUCAUUGCCAUGGCGAUCCAGAGCUCGCCGGAGCAGCGGAUGACGCUGAGUCAGAUCUACCAGUACGUCUCCGAUAACUUCCCCUUCUACAGCCGCAACAAAGCCGGCUGGCAGAACUCCAUCCGCCACAACCUGUCGCUCAACGACUGCUUCAGGAAGGUUCCCAGAGACGAGAAAGACCCAGGUAAAGGUAACUACUGGACUCUGGAUCCGAACUGUGAGAAGUCUUUUGACAACGGAAACUUCCGGCGUAGGAGAAAGAGGAAAUCUGACAUCAUGGCCAAGGUGGAGAAACCCUCCUCCCCCGCUGACUCCUCCUCCUCAGAGCCCAGCCCUAAAAUUCCCAGCAUGCACUGCGGCGGCAGAGACCUUCCCUCUCUGCCAAACCCUGACAUCAACAGCUUCCUGUACAUGCAGGUACCAGACCACAUCUCCCCCCCUCAUGGUUACGUCUCCUCGUACUCGCCGCCGGGGGCUGUGGUGCCUCACUGGGACUCUAGCAGCUCCUCUCCUCCCCUCUACUCCUCUCCCCAUCACCUCCCCUCCCUCUGUGACCCUCAACCCGGCUCCCCCCCGCUCUACAUUGACCUGGAGACAGCGCCAUGCGUCCUUCCCGAGCUCCAGGAGGCCCAGCAGCUGCUGCAGGCCCAGAGUGAGUCUCUGUUCCUGGGGGGCUUCUCUGAGACUCAGUGGGACUCUAGCAGAGUCUCUGUUCCUGGGGGGGUUCACUGAGACUCAGUGAGACUCUAGCAGAGUCUCUGUUCCUGGGGGGUUCACUGAGACUCAGUGGGACUCUAGCAGAGUCUCUGUUCCUGGGGGGGUUCACUGAGACUCAGUGGGACUCUAGCAGAGUCUCUG